AUGCUAGAUGAGAUAGUGGGAAGCAUCCUACUUCCCCGAAGUACAGACAAUGAUGCGGCCCGUGGACAACGAGCACUGGUAGUGACAGCCGUGCUCACUGGGAUUUCAGUUCUUAUUGUCGCUAUGCGCAUGUAUGCGCGGGUUGGCUUGAUGAAAAUGAUUGGUCGCGAAGAUUAUAUGAUUCUUAUUUCUCUGGUGCUAGCAUGUACCUACCUAGGCCUGGUCGCUGCUGAGGUGCAUUUUGGUCUUGGAAAACACUCCGCCGAUCUUUCCGGGCAUGUCCUCAAAGCGCAAUUAGAGCGACUAUGGGCUGCUAUUCCCUUCUAUAACGCUAGCUUGAUCUUUACCAAGUUCUCCAUCCUCUUCCAAUAUCUUCGAAUCUUUCCCGACCGCCGCUUCCGGCUUGCCUGCUACAUCGUGUUGGCCAUUGUAACCACCUACGGAACGUGGGCGGUUGUCAGUGCUUUCUUGAAUUGUGUCCCAGUAGCCAAAUUCUGGGAACAUGACAUGCCCGGCUACUGCCUCAGCUUUGAAGCAGUGUGGUUCUUCAACGCAUCCAUGAACAUUGCCACAGACACCACCCUGUUGAUCUUGCCAAUGCCUCUCUUGUCACAAUUGCAACUCCCACGCAUGCAGAAAUUCGCCCUGAUGGGUGUCUUCGCAGUUGGUGGAUUGGUUGUGAUCACAAGCAUCCUCCGUUUAUCAAGUCUGAGGAGCGUAGCUCAAAACAAAGAUACAUCCUACAGCAACGUCGGAGCUGCCUACUGGACCGCCGCAGAAUGCAACGUCGCCAUCAUCUGCGCCUGUUUGCCAUUCCUCCGUCCUCUCAUCAGUCGCAUCUUCCCUCGCUUUCUUUCCACCAACAGCUACACACGCAACCAAACCAUGUCAGUGAGCCGGAGGACCGCUGCCCGGAUGACUGCACGCUCGCACCGGCAAAAGGUCGAGCUCUACUCUCAAGACCGCGACUAUGGCAUGUACACCAUCGACGUCAAGUCCGGCGAAACGAACCACGACGGCACCUUAGCUGGAAUCGAAGUCACGACGACCACCAUGAUCCAGGAGUCGUCGAGAAAUUGCGAAUCGACCAGUCAACGGCGAUUAGUGGUUGAUGUUUGA
Molecule: messenger RNA, 1119 nt
Organism: Aspergillus ibericus CBS 121593
Lineage: Eukaryota; Fungi; Ascomycota; Eurotiomycetes; Eurotiales; Aspergillaceae
Product: PTH11-like integral membrane protein
Exons: 6
Coding region: 1-1119 (372 amino acids)
Source: RefSeq, a predicted model, not a curated record